CUACCGUACGGAAGAAAAUUGCGGAUUAUGCUAGCUCUGUCAUAUAACGUUGUUUGUUGUGUGUGAUCUCAUUUCUAUCGUAUUCAAGAUUUUCCUCUUCAGCUUAGUUUCAAAAGUUACUUACAAAUCAAAAUGAGUGCGUGGCUGUUUAUAUGCACAACAUAUACUUUUAUGUGACACCCACAAUUCAAGCGACAGACUGUGAAAAAUUUAAAAAUGAGUGACGACUCGGAAAGUGGAGGUGAAGAAAACUGUAAUAGAGAUGAAGAAAGCCCAGAAAGUCCCAAAUCAGAAUCUCGUUCCAGAUCUUCAUCUCCAGCUGCAAGAUCAGUUUCCUCACCCACGUCACCACAUUCACCUGCUUCACAAUCUGAUGGAGAAGUUGCUCAGGAUUCUCCUCCUUCAUCUCCACAGUCUCCUUCAUCACGCUCAUCUUCUAAUGAAAGAAAAUCCUCGCCAUCUUCACCAAAUGCUUCUUCACCUCAGCGUUCACCUUCAGUUGCAAAUGGACAACAGUCUGAUGAUGAAGCACAGGCUAGCGAUGUUGAAAUGAGUGAUGCCGAAAACCACGAUAGUGAUGAUGAAGCAGCUGUAAAAAGAGAUAGUGAUAAAAAUGAUGAAGAUGCCAAGAAAAGUGACAAUGAAGCCAGUGAUCAUAGUGAUAAUGAAGAAUCUGAACAGGAGAAUAUUCCUGAAGUGAAUAUUGAAAGUGCUGAUGAAAAUGAAGACGAAAAGCAAUCUAUUAAAGAAAAUGCAUCAGAUAAUGAAAGUGCUGAUGAAGAGAAAGAUGAUCAAAAUAGUGUUCAUGUUGGCUCUGAUGAUGAGAAUAAAAGUGAUGAUGAAGGUGACAAUGAGAAACAAGAUUUUAAUAAGAGUGAAAGUGCCCAUAGUUCUCCUUCGUCCCCUAUACAGACUAAGGAGAAAGAAGCCAGUGAAUCAGCAGAUGAAGAUAAAAAGAAGUCAAAGAAAUCUGAAAGUGAUGGUGAAGAUAAUGCUGAAUCAGAAAGUGAUGCAGAAAGUGAUGGUGAAGGAUCUGAAGUUGGCGGUCUAAUUGCUGAUAUAUUUGGUGAAAGUGAUGAUGAUGAAGAAUUUGAGGGCUUUAAUGAAGAUGAAGAUGUUGGUGCUGGAAAAAGCUCAAAAGACAGUGGUGUGAAAGUUAAAAAGGAGAAAAAGAAACGAGCAAAGAUUAUGUCUGAUUCUGAGGAUGAAAAAGAAGAGGAGGAUGAUAAAGAAGAAGAAAUUGAGGAAGCAUCUGGUAUCAUAGAAGAUGUUCCUGCACCACCCCCAGAAGAAAAUGAGGUGCAGGAAGAAGAAGAACUACCGAAAAAGAAAAAGAAAGAAGAGUCUGAUUCAGAAGAUGAUGAAGAUCGAAAAAUGAGAGAGGAUUUUGUAUCAGAUUUUGAUUUGAUGAUGCAAAAGAAGAAAGAAGAAAAUUCUAAAAGAAGAAAACGUAAGGAUGUUGAUUUAAUUAGUGACAGUGAUGAUCUAAUUGCUGAUAUUAUUUCUCAAAUGAGACAAGCUGCUGAAGAAGAUAAAAUGCUGAAUGAACAAAAGAAGACAGCAACUAAGAAGUUAAAGAUUUUACCUAUGGUUAUGUCUCAAUUGAAAAAGCAAGAUUUGAAAACUGCAUUUUUGGAUCAAGGGGUUUUAAAUGUUAUUGCUGAAUGGCUCACCCCUCUACCAGAUCGUAGUUUACCUCAUCUAAAUAUUAGGGAAGGAAUGCUGAAGCAGCUGCUUGAUUUUCCAAGUUUUGACCAAAGUCUUCUGAAAUCUAGUGGUAUUGGACGAGCUUUAAUGUAUUUAUAUAAACAUCCUAAAGAAACAAAGGAAAAUCGUGCAAGAGCUGGGAAACUCAUUACUGAAUGGGCUCGACCUAUAUUUAAUGUUACUACAAAUUAUCAUUCAUUAACUAAAGAAGAGAGGGAACAAAGAGAUUAUGAACAUUUACCAAAACAGCUUAAACGAAAAAAAAGUGAAGAUGCACCAGAAGAAGAACCUAGCCCUAAGAAAAACAUGGAAGUUUUGGAGACUGAAAAAACAACAAUCAGACCUGGAGAUAAAGGUUGGAUUGGAAGAGCUCGUGUUCCUAUGCCUUCAAAUAAAGAUUAUGUAAAUAGACCAAAAUGGAAUGUAGAAAUGGAAUUUGGGAGAUCAUCAUCAAAGAAGCCUCUCACUCGUAUCGAGAAACAUAUGAGGGCAAUUCAAGAUAAAAAACGUUUAAGCAAACAGCAAAGAGCUAUUACAAUCAGUAUUGAAGGCAGAAAGAUGGCUAUAUAGUUUAUGAACUUAGAAUAAGUUUAUAUUUAUAUAUUGUAUAUGUGAAUGCAUUUUGGCCGUUCUUUGUAUUAUACUUUAAAGUUGAAUGAAUUUUUUAUUUACUUAAA
Messenger RNA from Argiope bruennichi, 2384 nucleotides. RefSeq names its product protein IWS1 homolog. The record is from RefSeq and is a predicted model, not a curated record. Gene Ontology annotation, biological process: poly(A)+ mRNA export from nucleus. Gene Ontology annotation, cellular component: nucleus. The transcript has 16 exons. Bases 217 to 2277 code for a protein of 686 amino acids. NCBI's taxonomy places the organism in Eukaryota, Metazoa, Arthropoda, Arachnida, Araneae, Araneidae.